Messenger RNA from Misgurnus anguillicaudatus (oriental weatherfish), 9741 nucleotides. RefSeq names its product ataxin 1-like (gene atxn1l). Gene Ontology annotation, molecular function: RNA binding; protein binding. Gene Ontology annotation, biological process: anatomical structure development; regulation of DNA-templated transcription. Lineage: Eukaryota; Metazoa; Chordata; Actinopteri; Cypriniformes; Cobitidae. The record is from RefSeq and is a predicted model, not a curated record. Gene Ontology annotation, cellular component: nucleus.
CUGAACAUAGGAAUGAUCACUUCCUAUUGGAAAUGCCCAUGAGCUCAAGCGGUGUAAUCUUAUUCACUGACGUCAUCAGCGCGCGCCGCUGGGCUUCAGUCUGCUGGCCUCUGGAAUGGGCAGAUAUCAUCAGCCCUCAUUUCACCAUCGAUUUUUCGCACGAACUCCACCAAGAGUUGGUAUUUCUGUACGUCCUCUACACGAUGAUAUGCGGAGGUAAGGUGAUGGAAGAGGCCAGCGGGAGUUUCUCAGAACUCAUUCCAGUGGUGCUAUUUCUGUGGCUGUCAGGCUUCGUCUCUUUCUCUGUUCAGUAACAACGCCCAUUCUCAGCCUCGGUCACCAUGAAGCCAGUCCACGAGCGCAACCAGGAGUGCCUCCCUCCUAAAAAGCGUGAUCUCCCAGUUAACAACAACAACACCACGACCAACAACAGCAACAGCAGCAGCAGUACCAUCAGCGGUGGAGCGGGAGGAAGUGGCAUGGGAGGUGGUGGAGGAGAGGAGACAUCAUCUUUACAAAGUUCUGCAACGAGCGGAGAACCUCAGAGCGGCGAGUGGAUGCGAGGUCAGCCUGGCGUGCAUUACGGAGUGGAGGGGUCCGAGGGUCUCGUAGGACUUUCCUUGGAUCAGUACAGCAUGCUUUAUAAAGUAGCUCUACCCACCGUCACCUAUGCCCCCACCAGCCUGCACCCCGUUCUUAGCCACAUUUCUCCGGCAUACACCGGUCCCUCUCCGGUAUUACAGCACACGAGCGUUCCAUACCCUCCUCUUGGCUACACUCCGAUCCCCCACUCAUCUUUGCACUUUGUCAGUUCUCCAUACGCGACGGCAGUACCCUAUGCCAUGCCUCCGGGAUUUGUUCCCAGUUCUUUGAUACAGCCUCAGUCUGCCAUUCCACAGCCCCACCCCAUGUCUCACCUGGUCCCGUAUUCAUCAGUCAUUCAGGAAGGUGUGGUCUCUUCCCCACCGCAGCAGCAGGUAUCAACCCACGCGUACACCAAAAUGGCUGCCUCGAGUGGAGUUCCACUGGUGCUCCCUUCUGAGCAGGCGGCUGCGCAGACGCAGCUCGGGACUGUAGGGAUGCUGCCCGCUGCGGAGCUCAGCCCGAGGGGAGUGAACCUUUUCUACCACCCCGCCGUUAGGGGCAUUCAGCCUCAAAGAGAUAUGCACAGCAGCCCACUGGAGCAGGAACGAGAGGUGAACGGAGGAGACCGGGAACAUGAAGGUAGAGAGACCCAUCAAGAUACGAUUUAUUUGGCCAGAAAUGCGCGUCUGGUGCAGGCAGCUCCUGGCACAACGGUGUUGGAGCAACAGGACAAAACCUUGAAAAGCCGCAGGCAGGAGGGCAGAAUGUCACCAGGCCAACGCAGCACACCGGACACAGAUCUGGAGGUCCAGCAGGUGGUUGGACGUCUGGCCUCUCCAAGUCAUGGAGCGGGUCGGAAGGAGGCAUUGCACGUUCCCUUGAACCUGUCCCAGAGAGGUAGAGAGACUCAGAGUGAAGUCAGAACAGCAUAUGCAUCAAAUCCUGCUGAAUCCAGAGCUCAUCAUCAGCAGAUUGUUCAACAAAGCCACGCUGUUAUUUUGGCAAGUGGGCAACCCGUUCUGGUGCCACUGGACUACCAUCACCACCACCACCAACAACAGCAGCAGCAUUACCCAAGUCAAACAAAUGACGUGGCAGCCUCAACUGUUGUCGCUGCUCCUGCAUCGUAUACGAAAACCGUGGAGGCAACAGCAGUGGUAUGUCUCGAAGAACGUGCAGUGCCGGAGCCUUCCCAGCACCUUCCCGCCCCAACCACCGUAACUCUUCCUCAAGCUCCACUGCUCGCGCCCUCCGGCCCAUCGCACUUCACGAAGGGGGCUAUCAUCCAGCUGGCCACAGGAGAGCUCAAACGCGUAGAGGAUUUGCAGACUCAGGACUUCGUGCGGAGCGCAGAAAUGAGCGGCAGCCUGAAGAUCGACUCGAGCAUGGUGGUGGAUAUCCGCUCCAGUCAACAGCGGCCAGGUUUGGUGGCCCUGCAUUUUAAUGUAGGGGAACAGCAAAACAAAGUAACUAUAGACGUACCCCCCGAACAUCCGUUUUUUGUUUUCGGACAGGGCUGGUCGUCGUGUAGCCCAGAGCGGACCGCCCAACUGUACGGUCUCACCUGCCACCAUCUGCAAGUGGGGGAUGUUUGCGUGUCCGUCACGCUGCAGCAGCAAACUGCAUCACAACAGAAACCGCAGCAGCAGGCACAAGCCAGGACUCCCACCAAAGUCAACUCCACAUCAGGGGUCCCACCUCAGCCCAUGGGCCCCCCUGCCCCUCAACAAGCACGGCCACAAAGCCAACUAAAGAUGGAGCGCGUCCACCGGGAUCGAGACAAGGAGGAACCCAUGCAGGUUGUCGCUUCGAGGCACAGUGAUGCUCCCCCCAGACCAAACAGGACUUCAGGAGAGCACACUCGAAGCCAGAGCAAUUAUUAUUUGCACACUGAGGGUCCGGGAACCGGAGCGGGAGCCUCUUCCGUAGGGGCGUCCCAGAGGCGCUGGUCUGCCCCUGGCUUCCAAAGAUACACCAUGAAGAACGAGGAUGGGAAUCUAGUUUUAGCUGGCUCCUCUCGCCCCUCCUUUAUCUCUCAGGAGGUCAAGCUCUCCAUCGAGGGUCGCUCCAAUGCCGGAAAGUAGCAGCAGCCAUAGCAGCAAACACAAAAGCAAGAGAUUGUCUAAGGGAGCAAAGUGUCAGAGUUGGGUGCAAGGAUGCAAAGUAGGGAGUGUAGGAGAGAGAAUGUAGCCUCAGAGUGUUUGAGAUUUUGCACAUAUCGGAAGAGUCCCUUUGCCGCCCCCUUUUCUGUAUUUCUUUGGUUCUGGUGAACCUAGCAGUGAACCUUUGCAGUUUUGUGCCAGGUCAUAGUCAGCAUCUGCAAUGAUCCGCAUGGGCAGCUUUAUCUGGUAAAUCACGUACCAAAGCCUGCGUCGUCUGCGCGUUCCUGUGGGUGGAAUAUCACGUUCGGGAGCGAUCACUUCCGCUGAGAUAUCUCGCAGUCCUUCAAAUAGAUGUUUUUCAAGAAAGGCCAGGGAAAGAACGGGAUACAGCCAUAAAAUCUUGACAAGCCUUUUCAAGUUUGCUUAAUAAUAAAUCUAUAUUUCAAAAGCAGGAAUAAAAUCCCAGAGGAUCUAUUGUUUGGAUCUUUUUUUGUAAAACAACCGGCCUUGUUUCCAUUGAUGUUUUGCCAAGCCAAGACCUUAAAACGUGGACUUUUUAUUGUGAUUUCAACGCGUCUCUGUCUCUAGAGAUGUGUUUUUCCUCACUUUCCUACUCUUGAUCUACACUCUCCCCCUCUCCCUGCCUUUACUCAGGGUGCUUCUCUGGAGAACUCCUCUAUUUUGAGAACAGUUACCCAUCAAUCGAUCGAUCCAACAAUCUUUUUACAAUCAGUAUCCAGAUUUGCAGAUGAAAUCUAGUGUCCGUAGUAGUCACACGCUCUCCAAUGAUUUUUUUAAAAUCCUUCAUUUCAGUUUCGACCCAUCAGAAUUAUGAUUUCCCCAUAGGACCGGCCAAUAAAAACAGACUCUCUAUAAUACCUCACAGCUGGAAGCAUCAUUCACUCCGACUAACUUUUUAAUCCUGCAUCAUUUUUUGGAGUAUCAGCCCAAAUCCACCUGCUUGGGAAGACCAAAUAUGUAACAGGUUUUAGCUACUUGCAAUUGGAUUAUUGCGAUAAAGCACGCAGGUUGAAAUGAAGUGGUCCUUUUGGAAGCGUUAAGCUGUUUGGUGUGAAAAAACCCUGCUCAGUUACCAAAACAAAGCAAUAGUUGCAGAAGACAAGGCUGGGUUUUACAGAUUUCCAUGUUUUAUGUUUUGUUUUUCUGAUCCCGUACAGGGUGUAUUAUUCCUUGUAUUCUGAUUCUUCAUGUGCAACAGUUGCAGUCUCUUAACCAGAGACCUUUUUAAUCUUGCACUUCUCUUGGUUUUGUAAGAUGACAGUUUUAUUAACAAUUACUACAGGAGUUUAUUCAACGCAUGACGUGAUUAUAUGUUUUUAUUUGUGACCAGUAGUGUCUUCAAAGAUAACUAAUAUAAAAGCACACAUUUUUUCUAAAGACUCACAGUUUAGGAGGGCAGAUUUUGCCCUGAAGACCACAGUCUCUUAUGUUUGUCCUAACCAGGUGCGAUGCGAGUUAAUAAGGUUUUGUAUAAGCUGCAAACAAGUGACUUUUUUACAGUCUAUGGUAUAAUGCAAAAACUCCAGUAGAUUAAACAUUAAAGGGCAGUUUCCCAGGACAGGUUUUAAAUUAAUUAAGGACAUUUAAGUUAUUUUUACAAAAAAAAACAAAAAAACAAUACUGGUGUGCAUCUUGAGACAAAACAAUGGCACUUGAUAUCUAGAAAAGAUACGUCAGUGCAAAUGUUUUUAAGUUAAAGGUGCAGUGUGUAAUUUUUUAGAAGGAUCUCUUGACAGAAAUGCUAAAUUAUAUACAAAACUAUAUUAUCAGGGGUCUGUAAAGACAUUUCAUAAUGAACCGUUAUGUUUUUAUUACCUUUGAGUGAGACGCUUCAUCUACAUACACUGAGGUUCCCCUUACAUGGGAGUCGCCAUUUUGUGCCGCCAUUUUUCUACGAAAGCCCUAAACGGACAAACUUUUUUACUUAUUUGUCUCCGACGAUGACAUGUUUCUACCGUAGCUUCUCUAUGCGUUUCAAAAGGGAGGGGUGAGCAGUGGACUGAGCCGUUGGUUGCAAUUCGCAACCUCACCACUAAAAUUUACACACUGCACCUUUAAGGCUCAAACAUGCAUUCUAGUCUGGGACUAAGAUAAGCCCUGUCCGGGAGACCACCUCUAAAUAUAAUGUGAUUGGCUGUUAUUUUGUUGUGGUGGUGCGUGUUCACUUUUAGCAUUGAAAUUUAUCACACCACACCUGGUUGAGACACUGUUAGCUAAAUUUAUCUUAAAUUGCGUUUUAACUUAAUUUCAGAUGUCGCUUAAUUCAAAUCAACGUGUGCUAAAGUUUGUGUUUCUGUAAUUCACGUAUUAUUGUACAAAAUUGUAUUCUGCCUAUCUUCUCUGCAAUAUUACCCACGAGUGGUUCGUAAAACUUCUGCAGGUUUUGUAUUGCACAGAUACGUUCACCACGAGUUCACACUGACCUUUUAAUGGGAAUCAAAUAUGAUGUUUUUAUUUUUUAAUAUUGAAGGGAAAAUGCGAGUUUGUGUUCGUUUUGUUUCGGCGGUGGUUUCGACUUAAGAGAAACUGACAGGAAAGGUUACCACUGUUUACAGAUUAGCCGAGAGAAAAUGCUGCAGUUUCAGUUUUCCAAUGGAUGAAAUCAUUAAGUGCAAUUAGACCAAAUCUUUUAAACCUUAGGAAUAUUUUUUUUUUCAAACGGCAUUCCAAAACAUUCUGACAUUCCCAUUAUCCAGCAUGGAUUACAGGAUUUCCUUCUCUUUGUUUUCGUUUCAUCUCAGUGUUUUAAUAAUACCACAUCAUUUUACUGUUACAUCUUCGGGUCAAACCCAGUAAUGCGAUAUCUAAUUUUCGCAUUGUUAUGUAUUGGCAUAGCUGUGCAUAUGUUUGGAUUUAUUGCUCUUUAGACUCACUAUCACUCUAGGCUUUAAAAAGGGGUUUUGUUUUAGAUAACAAAUAAUAUAUUUUAAUAAAUGUAGCAUUUGACUGGUUAAAUUUCAACUUUCCUCGACUACAUCAACCUCAGUUAUUUCAGACCUCUGACAUCAGAAAAAUGAAGUUUUUGUAGACCACCUGCACCUGUUCAGCCUCAUUGAAAGAAAUGGCUAAAGCAGUAUUUUUCAUCUCUUUACUUUGUUUUUAAUGUACAGUACAUAGUGAAUACUAUCAUCUGUCUUUUCUAAAUUGAUCCGACUGUUAGCUUUAAGGUAAUUCAUAGUGUUUUAUUUGGAUAAGUCACACUAUUUCUUUUGGUCUCGGAUCUUCAUUUUAUUUUUCCCUUUUGAACAUUUCUGUGGUACUUUGGAGCUGUUUGUUCACGUAGGGCACUUCCUUGUUUUUUUGACUAACCGGAAGCGUGCCGUCCACUGUCAUCUUCAGCUGUGUGCUAUGUAGGCAGCAGUGUAGUAUUAUACUCGCUCAUAAACAGGGGAGAUGAUAUUUUUAAAGUAAUACAGAUGUAGAGCAGUACAUUUCACAAGUAUUAGAUUUAAAGUUUGAGCAAUACUUUCCAGAAACCGGAAAGAUUUAGCACGAGCUAUGCAGUAGAGACAGCGUAUAUCCAUCACGUUGAAUUUGGUUGUACUAUUUCUUCCCCUUUGGUUUCUCUGCGGUGUAUUCAACUCCUCUGACUUUCAGGAAAGCUCUCAUCAUCCUGUAUUUUUUUCAAUAGCCAACCGGCUCGGUGACCUUUGCUAUCAUCCUAUAAUCUCGCAGUUACAUUGCAUAACUUGAAGCUUACUUUACCUUGUUGGUGCACUGUUUUAUUCUGGAAUGCACUGCCUUACCAGCUGUCUUUAGUUAGCAAGUUUGUGAUUUUUGUGAGGGAGAUGGGCCGAGUUUGUCCCGUGCACUGUAAAGAAAAGAGUCGAUGCUAUUUCUGUGCCUUCCCGAUGUCUUAACCGUACUCUGGUUUGUCUUAUUCAGCUAACUUUAUCUCCUCUGGGUGACUUGAGCAUCCCCAGUUUGUUCUUGCUGUUAUCGUGGUAUCAUAUAUCAAUUGUUAGGCUCGGCAUCCUGCGUCAUAUCUCGUGGGCUUUAAUCUGGUCUACAUUUCCUAUAGAUAGUACGCUUCCUCAGCAUCACAUUUUCAUCUCUCUACGGAUGUCUGAAAAUGAAUCAGAUCAUGUACUUACCUCACAUAUGCAUGCAUUGAGCACAGCGCCCCCUCUUGGUAAAAGCCUAUCGAUGUCUAUAACGAUUAGCGCAAGUGCAUUUUAAUAAAUUCUUCCACAUUUGGACCUGCUUGUCUGCAAUUUUCAUAGCCGUAUGUUAACCAAAGUCAGAGGGUGUUGCGGCACAUCACAUUCGCAAGCCCUUGCUUUUUAUCCUCAUCUCUAACUUUUUUUGAUAUGAAAACGCUGGGUGUGUUUUCAGCUCAGAUUUCGCAAACCUGCGUUCUUCCAUUGAGCCUCACCUUAUCACGUACUAUGGACGUAAAGUAAAUUUGACGCAAUGCACUUAUUUUCCCUCACCUAUAGCGUUACCGUAAAUGUUUGCUUUCAUUAUGUCGUAUCGAAUAAUCCAAAACCACGUAAAACAAUCAUUAAUGAAUUUGUAUGUUUGUAUAGAUAUAAAAAUAACUUUUGUAUAGUAUUAGCUUGUCAAUAACGCCUUAAAAUGUGCAUCGUUCGUGUUAAUCGAAUGAUGCUUAUUAGAGACUCCCACUUUUCCCACACUGCAAGGUCACAAGAUUUCACACGGAGAUAAAGAAGGCCGUGGAUUCCUCUGUAAGGGUUUUAAUGUAAUGCGGCUCGGGUGGCUCACUGACAACAAUAAGUGAAGUUGCACUGACUAGGAAGUUUGUAUUUUGGACUAGCUCAUAACGUGUAUCUCAUUGAGCACAAUAUAAGCUUGAUUUAAAUUCUUUCGAUUUAUUUAUAUUUUCAUUUGGUAAGUGAAGAAAAGCUUUUAUAAUAGUAGCUUUGUACUGUUGAGACAUCCCUGAUUCCAACUCAGGAAAAUCUCACUUGCAUGAUAAAAUCCUGAAAGCAAGAGUAUGUGUUUCUCUUUGGAGAAAGUGCGUGAUGAGAGUGAGCCUAAAUAAACUCUGAAGGACAGGUUAGGGUCAUAUUUCACAAUUUGGACACAAAUUUCAUUACUGUAUUGUUUCUGCAUUACACUCUAAAAAAUGCUGGUUUUUUUCAACCCAGCGUUGGGUCAAAAAAGGUAGAACCCAGCCCGUUGGGUUGUUUCGAGCCAAAAUGCUGGGUUGUUUAAAUUGUUGUUGGGUCAAAAAGGGUCGAACCCAACCCGUUGGGUUGUAAUUUAACCUAUGCUGGGUUGUUUUCGUUGUUUUCGACCCAAAAAGCUGGGUUGUUUUCGACCCAAAAUGCUGGGUUGUUUUCGACCCAAAAUGCUGGGUUGUUUCGACCCAAAAUGCUGGGUUGUUUCGACCCAAAAUGCUGGGUUGUUUUAACUGUUGUUGGGUCAAAAAGGGUCAAACCCAGCCCGUUGGGUUGUAAUUUAACCUAUACUGGGUUGUUUCGACCCAAAACGCUGGGUUGUUUCGACCCAAAACGCUGGGUUGUUUCGACCCAAAACGCUGGGUUGUUUCGACCCAAAACGCUGGGUUGUUUUAAAUGUUGUUGGGUCAAAUAUAAAAUUUUUCCCUUUUUGACCCAAUUCUGGGUUGAAAAUAACCCAGCAUUUUAUUUUUUUUGGAGGCAAAUAUGCUCUCAAUUGUUAUCAAAGUAAUUUUGAGCAUAAAAAUAUAGGCUUUAAAACAGAAUAUUACUUGGAUUUUGGAGUGAAACGUGACCCAGACCUUUUUCUUUGUGAGAUUAAUCUACUUUUGUUUCUUUUCUCUCUUUUUUUGAGCAUCACUGUUGAGGUAACUGCAUGUUUUUAAAACGCCACUCCUGAAGUGGUUUGAAGAAAGAGUCUUAGCUAGUUUAUCUGUGUUGAUCAUCAUCAGGAGAUGAGAAAGAGGAACAUUGUGCACAGAAAGAGGAACGUUUCCUAUUAACACAGCAUUCCAUAAUAUCUCCUUAGUUGUUUGGGCUAAGAGUCCUGCUGAAUCCUGGGAAAUGUUUGAAUGAAAGUCCAUGUGGAGUCACCCCAUAGUUGUGAAGUGUGAGAGUGAUUGAAAACUUAUGCGGAAAAGCGUCCGGGUUACGGAUCAAUGCUCGGUUUACUUUGAGUAAUGUUCCAGUUGCAUAGUAUCAUUGCUUCAAAUAGUUCAUGUGAUUUUUAAUAUAUAAUAUAAAUUUGAAAGGCUUUAUGAACCCAAUAAAUGGUGUAUUGGUUUAUGUAAAAGUGUAAAACCCAGAGAGAACAUGAUCACUGUAAAAAAAUUAUGUUGGUUCAACUUAAUAAAGUAGGUUACCUGGUGGUUGCAUUAAGAUUUUGAGUUAAUUCAACAUAAAAAUAUUAAAAGUAUGAUUAAAUAAAUUUUAAGGCAACCAGGUAAUCUACUUUAAGUUAAUUCAACAAAUAUUUUUUACAGUGUAGCAGGCCCAGAGUCGGUCCUGUAUCCUGAAAUCAGGUUUCUAACGGUUUAAAUGUUUGAAAAGAAUGAUUAUAUACUCUUAAAUUUGACAUUGUACUUCUUGGCACUAAGUGACACUGCUUUUAUCGUGAUGUGUGAUCAGUUUUAAAUGAGAUGGCAUCUUUCUCUAAUGCAUAAACUCUGCGAAAUAUAUGCAAUGAUGUAUGUGUAAUAUUCAAUCCUCAAGUAUAAUCCAGGUUGUAUAAACUUUGUAUAGUACAUUUUAAUAUCGUAUGGCCGUACCAAUAUGUAUUAUUAAUUCUUCUCAAAAGCCUUAGAGUCGUCUACCCAAAGUGCUCCCUUAGACUACCCUACACCUACCUGAACUUUACAAAGCAUUAAUAACUAUAUUUUGUUGCGUUUUUAUUUGUACCCUUUUUUUGAAUAAAAUAGAUUUGUACUGUAUAUUUGUACCUCUUUGUGAACUACUUAGGGCUGUUUUUUUGUUUCUCUGUUUUAAUUCUAUGUAAGGACACAAAGAUAUUGUAUUUUUAUUGUUACUGCUAACCUCUUGGAAACAUUGCAUUUAUCAUGUUUGUUAAGUAAACACAAUAUAAUAUAUAUUAUAUCUAUAUAAUAAUAACA